AUGUUACGUUUAGGAACAGAGAAUGAUUUCGAUGCACUCUAUCCAAUCUACAUGCAUCCAACAGUCAAUCCAUAUUUAAAUUUUGAAAUGAUGAGUAAAGAAGAAUUUCUCCCAUUAUUUCGUGAAUUGAUAACAUCUGGAACAUUAUAUGUGUAUGAGAAUGAAGACGGACAAAUAACAGCGACUUGCAUUCCAUGUCGCUUAAAACGACGUUGCGCACAUAUUGUCUCUUUGACAACAUUUGCAACGCAUCCGAAUUUUCAACGGAGAGGUAUUGGUACACGCUUUUUGAGCGAAUUAAUUGAAGAAUUAAGAAAAGACAAACGAACAAAACGACUUGAAUUGUAUGUGAGCGUUGGCAAUGAAGGCGCUUUACAUUUGUAUCAAAAAGUUGGUUUUCAAGUGGAAGGCUACUUAAGAAAAAGUUUUACACCAAUGAAAGAUGGUCCUCCAACUGAUGACCUACUGAUGGGGCUGAUUUUCGAUUAG
Rotaria socialis is the source of this 489-nucleotide messenger RNA. The record is from the annotation of a GenBank genome assembly. Lineage: Eukaryota; Metazoa; Rotifera; Eurotatoria; Philodinida; Philodinidae.